This is a messenger RNA of Vitis riparia (riverbank grape), 897 nucleotides long. Its product is annotated as proline-rich receptor-like protein kinase PERK10. The transcript has 4 exons. Lineage: Eukaryota; Viridiplantae; Streptophyta; Magnoliopsida; Vitales; Vitaceae. The coding region runs from base 1 to 897 and encodes 298 amino acids. The record is from RefSeq and is a predicted model, not a curated record.
AUGGCAAGAACCAGAGGAGCUAAGUCCUCAUCUCCGUCAGGCCGCAAGAGAGCCACAAGAGAGACCCCUGUUCAAGGCUCCACAUCUGAGCCUCCGCGACCACUAGUCGUCCCACCUCCGGUUGAGGACGCACCAUUGAGUCCUCCUAUGAGGCGCUAUCAAACCAGGUCAAGCAGCCAUCCCCCAAAGAAGAAAGCUAGGGUAUCAGACUCAGAGCCAAUUAACUUAACGGAGCCAUCUCCGGAUCCGUCUCCGGAGCCGUCUUCAGAGCCUCCAUCAAAGCCUCAGCCGUCUCAGUCGCCACCCACAGAGUCUCAAAUUCUCUCAGGCAUGACUCCUGAGAGGUACCAUAUGGAGCAUUUGCUGACUCCCAAGGAUUUUUUCUAUCCCCGUGUAGCAAUGGACUUCUAUCAGUCCAUGACCAUGCACCAGGUCCGAGAUCGUACUGUCAUACACUUCACCAUAGACGGACGUCAUGAGCACUUGGGAUUUCCAUAUGAGCCUCAGCUUGAGCGCAAAUGCAUUUGUCGAGAGAUAUUCACUCUUGACAAAUGGACCAAUAUGACAGCAUAUAGUGCAGAGCCGAGAGCCCCAGCUGGAGCAGAGCAUCCAGAGAUUCCACAUCCAGAGCAGCCAGAGGAGCCACAGCAAGUUGAGAUACCAGCUGACAUGGGAGCCUCUACAGAGCCUAUACAUGAGGUUGCACCCUCUACUAUUCCUGCCACACCACGGACUCCCCUUGUUAUUCCAGCUACAUCAGAGCCUUCUCCUUCAUCUGAGCCUAGGAUUGCCAUAUCCAUUUUCGAGUAUAGAGGAGCAUAUUUUAGCCACUCAGACUCAGCAUACUACCAUCUUGAGGCAGAUUCAGCACCAUCUGGGUAUUCCAUCAGCUCCUGA